AUGCUCCUCUCGAGGUUGCUGAUGAAGUACGGCAUCGACGUCCUUUGCUAUCCUGUCCUGCUGGCAUCAACUCGUGUGGUGAUGUUGAAGAAUGAGGAGAUGACAAGGGAGGAAGAUGACAAGAGAGAAGAGCGAGACACACAGUGGUCGAUGCCUGUUACCAUGCGGAUAGGGCUUGCCUGUGCCUGUGUUCCUUGCAUCUCUGUUAACUGGCUGGUGCGUGCUCGCGUCGGGGGUGAAAGGGGGUGUUUCUUCGCUCUCAGAAAGAGCAACGCUGCUUGCCUCCCUCUCUCCAGGAAGAGCGAGAGCGAGCGAUAG
Symbiodinium sp. CCMP2592 is the source of this 318-nucleotide messenger RNA. Lineage: Eukaryota; Dinophyceae; Suessiales; Symbiodiniaceae. The record is from the annotation of a GenBank genome assembly.